AUGAUUUCACAAAAAAGGCUCUCCAGAGGUUUAGAAAAGCCUGUUGAUGGUGAAGCUGUGAAAGCUGCGUCUGUCAUUGGCAAGGCAAUGAAUCAUAAUGGGAAAGUUCUUGGUCAGAACAAUCAUUUUCGUGCGCCUGCAUCAAGAAGUGGUAGUCUGAUGGGAAAUAGUAAUAAUAGCAACAAUAACCAGGUAAGGAGGACUUUUUCAAUGACAGGUUCCAGACAGAGUUCAUUGAGAAGUCCCAGUAUGAAUAGUUCCAGUGGUGCCGUUAGAACUAGAUCAGUGAUGAGAAGUGAUCCAAGACAGAAGGAUACAGGUGUGUCAAGGAGUUACUCACUAACGGUCCCCAAGAGAAACGUAACGCAACAAGACGCUCAAAGUGCUUUUGAUGAGUUUGGGGGUCCUCAACAUCGGGGCGUUAUCCACAGGAGUCCUUCGGUAUCAUCAAUCCCUAAAGGUGCCAAAACUGUAAGAAAAUAUGUCCCCAGUGCUAAAGGUUUAAUUGCCAUCGAUGUUCCUGUGGAAGAAGCACAACAGCAAGAACAAUUGGCGCAGCAGCAAAUACAGAGAAACAGAUCACUCACAAGAUCAAAUUCAAGAAAUUAUUCAUUAACUAAAAAUAACUCGAGAACAAAUUCUUUAACUGGUAGCCGUACCAAUUCUUUAACAGGACCAAGAUCUGUAUCUUUAAACAGUGCACGUACAAAUUCAAUAAGAAGAAGUUCCAGUAGAACCUCUUCGUUAACAGGUUCAAAACCAAAUUUACAACCUCCAAAAAGGUAUAGCUCUUUAACGAGCGCUUCUCUGGUUAAUGGAUCAAGAAGAGACCAAUUCAUGUCAACACCUUUAGAAGAGGAGGAAGAGGAUGUUAAACCACCAGUUAGAACACAAACCAAACCUGGACAAACCAAGCCUGGGCAAAUGAACCCUGGACAAACCAAGCCUGGGCAAAUGAACCCUGGACAAACCAAAUUUGGACAAACCAAGCCUGGGCAGACCAAAACUGGACAAACCAAAUUUGGACAAACCGUUAGCGGUAAUUCCACUGUCUCUCCUAGGACCGUUACUACUAAAACUGUUUCAAAGAAACCAUUAGGUGCACCUGAACCCUCAGGAAGGGCUAAGACAAUACCAACUGUGAAAAAUAAGGUACCUACUACUGUACAUUCGACUGAAAGGGCACCACUACAUAAACCAUUAUCAUCAUCGUCACCACCAGCUUCUGAGACUUCUGACUUAUCAAUGAAUCACCAUGAGAAAGAGUCACAUGAACAAGCAGGAGAGAGUCAAGACACUAUCUUGGAAGAUGAAAGGGAGGACCAUUACGAUGAUUCAGGUAAUCGGUUGUGGGAUGACAAGUUAGAGAAUGUGAUAAAACAAGGCUUUGAAGAUGGACCACAACAGGCUACUUCUACUUCAACUCCUGUUUCAUCUCCAACUCCUGUUGAGAAUUCCAAACCUAGCAUUUUACCAAGUGCCCCAGCUGAAGAACAUGCAAAACAACCAAUACCACAAGAGUUACAACAACCAAUGGAAGAGAAGGCUCCUGUUACAAAGGGGAGAGAAGACGAAAGCAGAAAAGAAAACGAAAAUGAUGAAGAUUAUAAACCUCAGGAGCACAAGAAUCUGGAUGAACCCAAGCCUCAAGGGAAUCACAGAGAGGAUUCAUCUAACCGAGAAGAAAUUCAUGAUCAGUCAGAAAAAACGCCUGCAGUAACAGUGGGUCAGGUCAACGAUAAAACAACAGCAGUAUCGCAACCACCUGUUAAUGAGUCUUCUCAGAAUCGUCUAAAAGAUUACUUACAAGGGGAAGAUGAACAAUUAGAAAAUAGUGGAAUUGAAUCUGUUGCUAGUGAUCAAAAUCCUAAUGAAAGCCUUGUACAACCUUUGAAGAUUUCAUCUCGUGAGUCUCCACAGGCGGAUACCUCGACUUCUGCUCAAGAGGACGAGUUGGCUAAAGAAGUACGUCAAGAAUUAGAUAUCAUGGGUCAUAACAGCAGCAACGAUAAUAGCGAUCAAAAUUCCGAUGACUUGUUUGUUGAUUCCAGAGAAGAUAUUUUAGACGACUUUGACGCCAAUGGCAACCAAGCUGGUCGUAAGGUUCCAUCUUUGCCCGAACGCAACCCAAAGCGUGGAAAUGGUAACAAGGCACAAGCCGAUGGUGGUGUAUUGAAGACAACUUCUCCCAUCAAGUCAGCUCUCAAAAAGACUACUUCUGAAAAUUCUAAUCCAUCCAUGUAUACUGAAUCCUCGCCAGCUAAUCAAGCUUACUUGUCGUUAACCACAGCAGAAAAUACUAGGUUAAAUGCUCAGUUGACAGGUAGCGAUACGAUACCACGCAAGUCUUCUUUGAAAUCCAUUAACCGUUCCAGGACGAUGCUAAACAAUAGAGCUACUCAUUCCUUAUCUCCGCCACCAAGGGAAGCCUUGGUUCCCAAACGUCAUUCUCAUCAUGUGGGGAAUAAGACUUCAGCAGACAGGAAAGCGACAGGUACCCCACCAGCACGUUCUAGAAACUCUAUGCUCAACGCACCAUCAAGAAGCCAAAAACCACUUAAGGGGGAAUCGUCUAAUUCUGCGGCCAAAUCCAAGUUGAAUAACCCAAUUUUAUAUCCAAGAGAGCCGCCACAGAAGAGAUCUAGUUUCGAGAAAACAAGAAAUAAGGAUAACAAUGUUGGCAUGAGCAAAUUGUCUUUGAGGGAUGGUGCAUUGUUGGAAAAUAACUACCAGCAAAGUUCUCUAGAUAAUCAUUUCAGAGGUGCUACCGCUGCUCCUUCAGUACCUUCGAGUGGCACUGAAAAUGGUAAUAGUACAGCAUUAUUUUCUUCUAGUGGAUUUAAAUCGAGAUUCCAAGACUCAGAUUCUGAAGAUGAAGGUUUACCUGUUAACGGUGUUGGUGGUAAACCUGACCAACAGGCUAAUGCAACUAACAGUAAUGGAAAUGGAUUUUCACUUUUCAAACAUAAGGAUAGCGGUGAAUCUGAAGGAUUCGGUAAAAAAUUGGGUAAACUCUCAUUGAAAUCUUCCAAUGGAUCCGACCAGGGUGUAGAUUAUUCCACAACCAAGAGAUUUGGUAAUGGUGGAGGUGUCGAGAGUAAAGUAAGGACUUUGAGAGAUGAGAUACCCGCGGAUAAUGAACUAGCAGAUGGUGGUAAGAAGAACGCAUUUGGUAAAAAACUGAAAAAGUUGUUUGGAAGACAUAAGUAA
Molecule: messenger RNA, 3210 nt
Organism: Zygosaccharomyces rouxii
Lineage: Eukaryota; Fungi; Ascomycota; Saccharomycetes; Saccharomycetales; Saccharomycetaceae
Exons: 1
Coding region: 1-3210 (1069 amino acids)
Source: RefSeq, a predicted model, not a curated record